This is a messenger RNA of Ailuropoda melanoleuca (giant panda), 1351 nucleotides long. Its product is annotated as adipocyte enhancer-binding protein 1-like. The annotation marks the transcript as partial. The record is from RefSeq and is a predicted model, not a curated record. Gene Ontology annotation, biological process: regulation of DNA-templated transcription; peptide metabolic process; protein processing. Gene Ontology annotation, molecular function: DNA-binding transcription repressor activity, RNA polymerase II-specific; metallocarboxypeptidase activity; zinc ion binding. Lineage: Eukaryota; Metazoa; Chordata; Mammalia; Carnivora; Ursidae. The transcript has 7 exons.
GUGCUGGACAAAUGACCCAAAGUCGCAUGUGGAUCCCCAUCCUGGACUUCCCGAUGAUGGUCCAGGCCUCCAGAAUCCUUUCCUGCUCUUAAAUUCUUGGGACCCAGAAGGGGCAGGUGCUGGAGUAUCUCUGCCCUGGGAUUAACCCGUGGGGACAGAACUCACAGCACAAGGCAGGUGUGCAGAUGGCCCUGAUGCAGACGGUGCCUACGAGGGGCUGAGCUCUGGGGUGGCUGUUCCCUGUAGUUUCCUGUGAGCCCGUGGCCCUUUGGAGCUGGCAGCCUCCGCCCGUUCUCCGGAUGAGGAAGCUGAGGCCCAGGGAGGGGAAGCACAGGCUGGGGCGCAGCUGCCCUGAUGAGCACCCCCUGCUGUAAGGGCCCUGGGCUCUGGGCUCCUCGUUCUGGGUUUUGUGGAGGGAGUGCCAGAGCCAGUGGGCCACCAGGCUUGGGUGCCGUGUCCCUAGAGUGUCCCCCCAUCGGGAUGGAGUCCCACCGUAUCGAGGACAACCAGAUCCGGGCCUCGUCCAUGCUGCGCCACGGCCUGGGGGCACAGCGAGGCAGGCUCAACAUGCAGGCAGGGGCCACCGAGGACGACUACUUUGACGGGGCGUGGUGCGCUGAGGAUGACGCUCAGAGACAGUGGAUCGAGAUAGAUACCAGAAGGACCACCAAGUUCACAGGCGUCAUCACCCAGGGCCGUGACUCCAGCAUCCAUGAUGACUUCGUGACCUCCUUCUUCGUGGGCUUCAGCAACGACAGCCAGACGUGGACGAUGUACACCAACGGCUACGAGGAAAUGACCUUCCAUGGGAAUGUGGACAAGGACACGCCCGUGCUGAGCGAGCUCCCGGAGCCAGUGGUGGCCCGCUUCAUCCGCGUCUACCCGCUCACCUGGAACGGCAGCCUGUGCCUACGCCUGGAAGUGCUGGGGUGUCCCAUGUCUCCCGUCCACAGCUACUACACCCAGAAUGAGGUGGUGACCACGGACAAUCUGGACUUCCGGCACCACAGCUACAAGGACAUGCGCCAGCUGAUGAAGGUAGUGAACGAGGAGUGCCCCACUAUCACCCGCACGUACAGCCUGGGAAAGAGCUCCCGCGGGCUCAAGAUCUAUGCCAUGGAGAUCUCGGACAACCCCGGGGAUCACGAGCUGGGGGAACCCGAGUUCCGGUACACGGCUGGGAUCCAUGGCAACGAGGUGCUAGGCCGAGAGCUGCUUCUGCUCCUCAUGCAGUACCUGUGCCGCGAGUACCGAGACGGGAACCCCCGCGUGCGCAGCCUGGUGCAGGACACGCGCAUCCACCUGGUGCCCUUCGCUGAACCCCGAUGGCUACGAGGUGGCAGCGCAGAUG